AUGGAUCCCGAAGUCCCGCAGAACGACCAACAAUUCGAGGGUGCGUCUUGGGGAGAAGAUGGAUAUGAAGAAACAAAUGAUAUACAGCAUAGCGACGAACAAAGUCAAGAUCCUGCCUUCCCACUUGAACAAGCUGCGAAUGGUGACUCAGAAGAUGCUGGCGAAUAUGACCCAGAGUCGGUCGCGAUAACUUCAGUUCCAGAGACCGCAGAGCCCAAUCCCCCCGCCGAAUCAACCCCAACUCCUACCGCUUCCACAUCCAUCAAGUCGAAAUCAGGCAAACCCAAAACACAGGGAGGUUUCCUAGUGGGAGACUCCGAUGACGAGGAGGAAGAUGCGCCUACUCCAGCAUCGAACGCUGUUCCUGCUGUUUCUGCCACGCAGACUCCCAUUGCACAAAACCCUCCUUUCCCUUCUGCAUCUACUCCUGUCCAAGGCCAAGUGAGCGCCACUCCAGAGCAGGCGAGCCAGGGUGUCCCCGUGCGAGCGCCAAGUGCGGCAUCGAGUACGGCGCAGGCGCCACCCCCUCCAGCAGUGCAGUCUGUUUCCAGCAGAGACCCGAACGAUACUUUUGGCAUCUUGGAGGACCGCGUGCAGGAGGAUCCAAGAGGGGAUAUGGAUGCGUGGCUCGCAUUGUUCGCCGAGCAUCGACGCUAUGACCAGUUGGAUGAGUUGCGCGCUGCCUAUGAGCGAUUCCUCCAGGUUUUCCCCCAGGCUGCCGAUAUCUGGGCCGACUGGGCACAGCUCGAGUUGGACUCCAACCGCUUCCAGGACGCCGAAGCGCUUUUCAGCAGGUCCUUGGUCAAUGUGCCCAAUGUUAAGCUUUGGACCGUAUACCUCAACUACAUCCGCAGACGAUACGAUUUAAACAACGAUCCCAACGGGGAGUCUCGCCGAAUCUUGAGCAUGUCCUACGAUUUUGUGAUUGCUUCUGUUGGCAUUGAUCGUGACUCGGGUCAACUGUGGAAGGACUACAUCCAGUUUAUCAAGAGUGGCCCAGGCCAGGUUGGAGGCAGCGGUUGGCAGGAUCAGCAGAAGAUGGACCAGUUGCGCAAGGCCUACCAUCGGGCCAUCACAGUUCCCAUGUUUGCGCUUACAGACCUGUGGAAGGACUACGACCAGUUCGAAAUGAGCCUGAACAAAACGACUGGCCGCCAAUUCAUCCAGAAACGCUCGCCUGCCUACAUGACAGCCAAGGCAGCAAAUUCUCAGCUUGAUCGCUUGAUUCCCAGGCUCUCGCGAACUUCGCUUCCUCGCCUGCCUCCUGCACCCGGCUUCCAUGGUGACCAGGAAUUCAUGGAGCAGGUUGAUAUCUGGAAGAAGUGGAUUCAGUGGGAGAAGGAGGAUCCGUUGGUUCUCCUGGACGAAGAGCCUGAAGCCUACAAAACUCGCGUGCUGUAUUGCUAUAGGCAAGCGUUGAUGGCUCUUCGUUUCUGGCCCGAGAUGUGGGUGGACGCAGCAGAGUGGUGCUUUGCCAACAACAUUGCAAAAGAUGGCAAGGAGCUGGGCCUGUCUUUUCUGACAGACGGCAUCGAGGCCAAUCCCGAAAGUGUAUUGCUUGCGCUUAGACAUGGAGACCGUGUGGAAACGACCUACCCGGCCGGAGACGAUGAUGCUAGCAAGGCUGCCCGCGCCAAGGCAAUCAGGGAGCCCUACAGCCUCGUUCUCGACACUUUGUACGCCAUGUCCAAGAAGCUCAAGGAGCGGGAGGAAAAAGAGGUUCGUAAGAUCGAAGAAGCUUCGGCCCAGGACCCGAACAUCAAGGACUCAAUCGAGCGGAACGAUGACGAUAACGAUGGCGACAAUCAGCCCGGUGAACUUGGAAAGGAAGAGCGCAUCAACGCCGUGAAGCAGGGAUUCUCGGUACAGACAGAUAUGCUCAAGCGCACUAUUUCGUUCGUGUGGAUUGCGCUUUGUCGGGCUGCUAGGAGGACACAAGGCAAGGGCAACACGACUUCGGGUCUUCGUCAAGUCUUUAUCGAGGCCCGAGGUCGUGGCCAGCUCACCAGCGAUGUCUAUAUCGCCGUUGCGAAGAUGGAAGCUCUCAUCUACAACGACCCAGCCGGCGGUAAGAUCUUUGACCGCGGUGCAAAGCUUUUCCCCGAGGAUGCUAGCUUCAUGCUCGAGUACCUCAAGUUCUUGCACUCCAAGGGUGACACAACAAAUGCCCGUGUUGUCUUCGAGACUUGCGUCAACCGCCUCACACAGAAAGAAGAUAAGAAGGACCAGGCGAAGCAACUAUACUCAUACUUCCACAAGUACGAAUCGCAAUUUGGAGAGCUCUCCUCCAUUGCUGAGCUGGAGAAGCGCAUGUCGGAACUCUGGCCCGCUGAUCCCAGACUUUCACACUUUGCAAACCGUUUCUCAGUAGACACAUUCGACCCCAUAGCCUACCGCCUUAUCAUCUCGCCGGCUGUUCAACUGCGACCAAAGAUGCUGAUUCCGACCAUCGAGCAGCCGACCUCAGUUCGGCAAUCCCCAAUGGCCUUGCCGGUUCGUCAGACGGCCAGCCCGGGCCCACAGUACAUGGGCGUUACAAACUCUCCAAAGAGACCCUUUGCAGGCGACGAUUAUGAAGAGCUCAACAGGCCACGAAAGCUCGCCAGGGGAGAAUCCCCUCUUAAGGGUGCCGCGGGCCGUCGUCUUGACCAGCAAAGACGCAACCAAGGAGCGCCUCUUUCCCGAGACAUCACUUUCCUCUUGGGUAUCCUACCACCGGCUCACUCUUAUGCUCACUCGCCCAACGCAUUCCGCUUGAGCGCUCCUAAUCUCGUUGGCCUGAUUCGCGACACCCCUGUGCCUGAUUACAGCGCAUGGAAAACCCAACAAGAGCUCGGCGCUCGACAAAACAACGGUAUGCAACCCCCUUCCCACAGCCGACAGGCAUCUGGUGACUACGCUGGGUACGGAAAUGGUGGACGAAACUCCCCCCAGAGAGCCCUCAGUCCAUACGAAGGAUCGGGUAGGCGCCUGGCAUCAUCCGGAUACAGGAGCUCUCCCCUCCGACCUGGCUCCAGUGGCGGACAUGUCGACGCUUCUGCAUACCGACAGGACGUGCCCCAGCAGGGGCAAUAUCCAUCAGCGGCUUCGUUUGACGCGAGCGCUUCUUGGGCACCUGCUAGCUACAGCCAAGCACCAGCACAGCAAUAUGGCAAAUAUCAGUAUUGA
Molecule: messenger RNA, 3168 nt
Organism: Colletotrichum costaricense
Lineage: Eukaryota; Fungi; Ascomycota; Sordariomycetes; Glomerellales; Glomerellaceae
Product: mRNA 3'-end-processing protein RNA14
Exons: 4
Coding region: 1-3168 (1055 amino acids)
Biological process (GO): mRNA 3'-end processing
Cellular component (GO): nucleus
Molecular function (GO): mRNA binding; protein binding
Source: RefSeq, a predicted model, not a curated record